AUGGACACUCAGAUUGAAAGCUUCGAGGAGCGAACAAAGCCUAUUAAAGGGCUGUUCAACUGGACCAUGGGCUACCGGCAGGAUUCGGACAUCGUACACAGCUUCGGCAGCGUUGCUCGCAAGAACCACACCGACGCUACACGUGACGCAGUACUGGUGAAACGAUUGAGGAGCAAGAGCCACUUGGUGGCCUGGUACCCGACAAGGUGCGGUGGUUCCGCUGCGGAGUACGUGGCGAGGUUGGCAAGUCACGUCUCCGUUGACGUGUACGGAAGAUGUGGAAACUUGCGCUGCCAAACGCUGUCGUUCUACGACCACGACGAAGACUGCUACGAGAUGCUGGCGGGGAAAUACUUCUUCGUCCUCGUCUUUGAGACAGACACGUGCGCGGACUUUCUGACAAGGGCCCUGCACCGCUUCCUACGCUACGACGUGGUUCCCGUGGUAAAGGGUGGCGCAAACUACAGCGCUGUCACGCCGCCUGGCUCGGUCGUGGACGUGAAGCAAUAUCCUGAGCCCUACGAAGUCGCAGCCUUGAUGAUGAAGUCGGCUGUUAACUUCACGCAGUACAGCGAGUACCUUAGCUGGAAAAGGGACCACGAUGUGAUCCUACACGACCACGACGACUUCUGUGGGCUCUGCGACAAGCUCUACAGCAAAGAAUAUGUCAAAAAAUCCUCACACGAGGACGUUAAUGCCUGGUGGCAUAGUGGUACUAAUUGCGUCAUGUAA
Messenger RNA from Rhipicephalus sanguineus (brown dog tick), 732 nucleotides. Its product is annotated as alpha-(1,3)-fucosyltransferase C. Gene Ontology annotation, molecular function: alpha-(1->3)-fucosyltransferase activity. The coding region runs from base 1 to 732 and encodes 243 amino acids. The transcript has a single exon. Lineage: Eukaryota; Metazoa; Arthropoda; Arachnida; Ixodida; Ixodidae. Gene Ontology annotation, cellular component: membrane. The record is from RefSeq and is a predicted model, not a curated record.